AUGCGUCGCACGCGAGAUGUAAACGAGGAAACUCCGAUCGAAGAGCGGAAACAGAAGAAAAUGCUGGAACUCAAUCUGGAGGGAAAGUUCUUUGACUUCACGAUCACAAUCCAAGAUGAACAUUUCUAUGUUUCCAAGCUCGUGUUAUCUACUAUCUCUCCAUACUUCGCCAACAAGUUCGAGACAGAGUGGAAAUUCGAAAAAAUGGUGAAUCUGAAGCAAAAGCACAGUGUCGAAGCCUUCUCGACUAUGAUCGAGUACAUAUACACCUUCGACUAUGAGCAACAUACCGGGUGGCUUUUUGAUUUCGAGCCUUCCGAAUUGGUAGCCUUCCAUUUUGAACUUUGCCACAUGGCUGAAGUGUACGAGAUCCCUGGUCUCAAAGCGCAAGUGCUGGCGGACCUUCCCUUAGCCGUCAAAACCUUAGACUGUCCAGUAGACUUUUACGAUGUGCUGAUGGACGGCCAAUACAUCUCUGACUCGGAAUCUGGUAAGCUCUUUGUGGCCACCGUCGCGGAUAACUUCCACAUCAUGGAUGCUUUUGCAGACCUGGACAGAGUGAAGCUGUUCCUGGUUAAAACCCCUAUUUUUGCGGCGAACCUAAUCUCCGAGCUUAUGGAGAGACGUUUCUUAAAUAGCCAGUGA
This is a messenger RNA of Aspergillus udagawae, 645 nucleotides long. RefSeq names its product BTB/POZ domain-containing protein. The coding region runs from base 1 to 645 and encodes 214 amino acids. Gene Ontology annotation, molecular function: protein binding. NCBI's taxonomy places the organism in Eukaryota, Fungi, Ascomycota, Eurotiomycetes, Eurotiales, Aspergillaceae. The record is from RefSeq and is a predicted model, not a curated record. The transcript is spliced from 3 exons.